This is a messenger RNA of Brassica oleracea var. oleracea, 1127 nucleotides long. RefSeq names its product squamosa promoter-binding-like protein 5. Gene Ontology annotation, cellular component: nucleus. NCBI's taxonomy places the organism in Eukaryota, Viridiplantae, Streptophyta, Magnoliopsida, Brassicales, Brassicaceae. Gene Ontology annotation, molecular function: DNA binding. The transcript has 2 exons. The coding region runs from base 231 to 770 and encodes 179 amino acids. The record is from RefSeq and is a predicted model, not a curated record.
UUUAACUCUCUAUUUCUUUCUUUGGGGAAGGAAGUAAGCACAUCACUGUAAUCAAGUACUUAUUCCACCAGGGAAGCAUAUAAGGACACAGUGGUCCAUCUCUCGUCUUUUCUUCCUCUUUUUAAACACUUCAACACACACAUUCAUUCUAAACCCCAAGCCCAUACAUCCACACUGCUUAGUCUAUAGACUCUAUACCAUAGUUUCACCACCAUCUAGCUUUACCAGAAAUGGAGGGUCAGAGAUCACAACGCUGGGGUUACUUGAAAGACAAGGCUAUAGCCACCAGCCUUGCUGAAGAAGAAAUGGAAAAUAGCAUGGAUGGAGAGGAGGAUGAUACUGGAGAUGAAGACAAAAGGAAGAGAGUGAUGGAGAGAGCUAGAGGUCCUAACACAGAACGUGUUCCCUUGCGGCUGUGCCUGGUCGAUAGGUGCACUGCUAACUUAACUGAGGCCAAGCAGUAUUACCGCAGACACAAAGUCUGUGAGGUUCAUGCAAAGGCAUCUUCUGCAACUGUUGCUGGAGUCAAGCAACGUUUUUGUCAACAAUGCAGCAGGUUCCAUGAGCUAGCAGAGUUUGAUGAAACUAAAAGAAGUUGCAGGAGGCGCUUAGCUGGACACAAUGAGAGGAGGCGGAAGAUAUCUGGUGACAGUUACGGAGAAGGGUCAGGCCGGAGAGGGGUUAGCUUGACACAGACUCAAGAAAGAAACAGGAUAGACAUGAAACUUCCUAUGACUAACUCACCAUUCAAGCGACCACAGAUCAGAUAAAACAACAUCAUCAACACACCCAACCGCUCUCUCUCUUCUGUCAUCUACUUAUGUUAUAUAUCUACGUUCUCUAGCUAUCCAAAUAAUGACAUCUAAGUACCAUGUCAAGAAAAGUGGAUCGUGGUAUUGAAUCCUACAACAAUAUAUAACUACAAAACUCUAGUACCCUUUAUGUUAUCAUUUAAAGGAUGCAUAUCCACAAAUGUAUAAGACUUGUCAUACUCUUGUAUUGUCUAAUUAUGUUUAGUAGUCUCGUAUGUUUCAAGAAAUGACUAUGUUGUGUUCUUUUCCUCUCUAAUCUCCACUUGAUCUUUGUUAUGUGUAAUAAUGUUAAACGAAAAAGGCUUAUAAUACAGA